Messenger RNA from Lingula anatina, 9294 nucleotides. RefSeq lists its product as uncharacterized. Gene Ontology annotation, molecular function: calcium channel activity; protein binding; calcium ion binding. Gene Ontology annotation, biological process: detection of mechanical stimulus; signal transduction. Lineage: Eukaryota; Metazoa; Brachiopoda; Lingulata; Lingulida; Lingulidae. The record is from RefSeq and is a predicted model, not a curated record. Gene Ontology annotation, cellular component: membrane.
AUGGCUGGCACUAUCCAUUCCUGUGACUUCGACACUGAUAACUGCGGCUACCUAAGUCCAGUUAGCAAUGAUUUCGACUGGGAGAGAAAUUCAGGAUCCACAUCUUCCACUUCCACGGGACCCUCCUCUGACCACACGACAGGCAGUGGCCAUUACAUGUUCACAGAGGCCUCUGGCCCAAGUCUAGGUGACAUAGCAGCACUGCUGACCCCAACCAUUAACACUACCAGUGGUCAGGUGUGCGUCUCAUUUUGGUACCAUGCGUAUGGAGCAACGCUUGGUGAAUUACACAUGAGCGUUGUGACGUCAUCGGUUUAUAUGACGAGGGACUUUUCGUUUGAUGAUGGUACAUCAGAAAAUUUGUGGAAAUAUGUAGAAGCAUCUGCAAUGCUGACUGAGACUUCUUUUCAGGUCAAAUUCGACGGCAUACGGGGCAGCAAUUACUAUAGCGACAUAGCUAUUGAUGACGUCACCGUUAACGAUACGAUUUGUGCAGGUCAUGUAGGGUCUGUCAGCAACCUAGUCGUAACUGCGCACAACAACACGUCAGCAUCGCUUUCGUGGGACCCACCUACCAUAGGUUUGGACAGUCUUCAAAAUUUCAUAGUUGAGGCGUACGACUGCAUUUUUGCGGAAACACCACAGUUGACGAUGAAUGGAAUUACCCAGACAUACGCCACAGUGAGCGGGCUUAACCCAGAUAACAAUUACGUGUUUGCUGUAUACGCCAAUGGUACUAACAACCUAGCCAGACCGGCAAACGUUACACAAAGGAUUGUUAACAACCAGACAUUGCUGUUUAGCUGUGACUUUGACAAUGACAACUGUGGCAUUUGCGAUAUGGUGCAGGACAACACUGACGACUUUGACUGGAAAAGAAAUCAAGGAUCAACGCCGACUUCCUACACCGGCCCGAGUUCUGAUCACACUACAGGAAUAGCAAGCGGGCAAGGAGCGGGCUACUAUUUAUUUUUUGAGAGCACUAGCCCCGUCCUGGCCGACGAUCGGGCUAGAGUGACAACCCCAACUGUCAACACCACCAACACCCAAGCGUGUCUUUCAUUUUGGCUUCACGCCAAAGGCAGAUAUUUGGGCGUUUUUAAUGUAAGGAUUGUGACGUCAUCGGGGAUUGACAUCCAGUUUGAAGCAAUUGACACCGCCAAUGAUGAAAGUGAUUUUGCCAUCGACGAUAUUGUCAUCAUUGAUGGUUGGUGCGAAGGCCAUAGCAGCGGCAUUCGCAAUCCUGCGGUAACGUCUGCCAAUGAUAGCUCCGUGACCAUCCAGUGGACAGCGCCAUUACUGGGAAGUUCAGAUGUCCAACAGUAUACAAUCUUAGCGUAUCAGUGCAUGAAUAAGACGUCAGCAGAUCACGUGGUGUCUUCUAACUUCACUUCCGUAACUUUAACUGGACUGGCCCCCUACUCUAUGUGGACGUUCUCAAUACUUCCUGUGACGGCAGUGGCAAGUUUUCCAGAGACUGUUAAUAUCACAGGUUGGACACGGCCCCCUGACACUGCCCACGUGUGUAAUUUUGACUGUGACACGUGUGGGUACGUCCAGGCCACGGACGAUGAAAUGGAUUGGGUACUCAACUCUGGGUCCACGCCCACCUCUAGCACCGGGCCUACUGGUGAUCAUACCACCGGAAGCGGAAAUUACUUUUAUUUCGAGGUGGACGGAGGCUCUAAUGGUGAUAGCGCCCGCAUCAAGACGCCCCUCAUUAACGUUACUACCGGGUGGGCGUGUCUUUCGUUCUGGUAUCACGCCUACGGGAUCCACCUGGGGGAAAUGAGAAUCAGGAUAGUCAACGCUACCAAGAACACAACCACAAAAAUCGCAGACAUCAAUUCGAAUAACAAUGCUUGGGUCCAGUAUGAGGAAGUGGUGCCAAUGGGCUCUGCGCCAUUUUGGAUCGAAUUUGAAGCCCAAAGAGUGCAGUAUUCACAAGGUGACUUUGCUUUUGAUGACGUCAGUGUAUUGGACGGUUACUGUGAAGGUCACUGUGGGGAGAUAGCAGACCCUGUAUUCGUCACCAGCAGCAGUAAUACAGCCACCCUAUCGUGGACCGCUCCAGUUUUAGGAUCAGAAAACGUACAGUACUAUACAAUAGACGCUUUCAAGACCUGUGCUUUUGACAGAAGUCGAGGCAUACCUGAGAGUCCUGCGACCUCUUCGAAUGCCACGUCGUCCCCCGCCGUCAUAUCUGGACUGGAGUCGGGGACACACUACACCUUUGUCGUCACUCCUGUCUGCACCAACGCACAAACGUCUGUGAAUGUGACGGGGUGGACUCAGAACGAAAUAGGUUCCUGUAAUCAGAUUAUAGAGGACACGACCACAACGGGCUUUAUCACCUCUACAAACUUCCCGUCCAAUUACAACUCCAGUCAGGAAUGCACGUGGCUCUUCUUCGUGCCGGCAGACGGGACGCAGAACGUGGAACUGCGCUACGAGUCCUUCGCCGUUGAGGAUGGGUACGAUUUCGUCAAGAUAUACACUGAUAUCUGCGACUCUUCUCCCAAUCACACGGAUACCGGGGCCGUUGCCGCUAAUAAACUACUCCGUGCCGUCUCUGUCUUUGUCGUCGCAUUUGAGUCAGACCAUGACACCGAAGAAAGAGGAUUCAACCUGACAUUCGACACCAACUACAAUGCACUUUACAGAGAGCUAACAGGGAAGAUUGAGCCGGAAGGAUACCCGGUAACGUAUAACCCGAACAUGGACGAAACAUAUACCAUCCGUCCGUCACAGACCUUCCCUAAUACUGAAAUUCUUCUGAACUUCACUGAUUUUGACCUUCAAGACUCAUCGAAUUGUUCAAGUGAUUAUUUACAGGUUGUUGUAAAUUUCGCAGUUGUGACCACGUUCUGUGGCAAUUCCCUCCCCAAUGAGACGGCUCUUCUGGCGACGGAGGUUACUUUAGUGUUCCACUCCGACGGCAUCACACAGGGCAGAGGGUUCAGCGUCACCUUUACAGUCCGGGAAGCAAUCCAGACCACCACAGAGACGCUGACAACUACAGCAGAGGAAACAACCACUGAAGAUGUCACCACGGUUGAAGCUGUUACCACGACUGAGGCCAUGACCACCACUAUGGCUACUACCACUACUACUCAGAGCCCAGAGGAAAGUCUGAACCUUUUGGCCGGUCUAGAUCCACUAAAUAUGGCGCCAGAUGCCUUUGCGGGUGCCAUUUUGGCAGUAGCGGCAGGGUUUGCGAGCGACCCAAAUUCUAACGCAACAAAAAACGAAAGCGUCGUCAACGAACUUGCCAGGCAAAUGACGGCCACCCUACUUCUGUUUUCUACUGGAAAUGCUUCACUAAGUCCCAGUGUUGCUUCGGCCGUUACGGGAGGACUUGCAGUAAUUCCUGUAGCGGAUGAGAAUGCCGCUUCUGAUAUGCUCAUAGCUGGGACAAACUUUGUUGCGAAGCUUACGGGAACUGUCGGCGAAAUGACAAGUUCUGCAGAAAAUCUUCUGACAGCCACGGGAAACGUCCUAGGAAGUAAAGAAUCUUCAUCCUCUUCAAGUUCAACUUCGUCUAGAAAAAGAAGAAGCACAGACUUAGCGAGGGAAAAGGCAGACGCAGACAAAACGGAGGGCCUGGUCGACGGAUUAGGUGGCAAAAUGGCGAACGGGAUGAACGCGUCGUCUGCUCCUGUCACCAUAUCUAACACCCAGGUCUCCCUGGGGGUUCAGAAGUCCGACUCUAGCUCCCUGUCUGGUCAGAACAUCAGUAAUUCCAUGUCCAGUGUUGAGAUGCCUAGCGUCAACAGUUCGGGAAACGUGGCGGUCAAAAUCGGAUCAUUUAAGAAGUCACCAAAAAGUUACUCAGACAACGCCAAUGACGUCAACUCAGCGAGCGUCAACCUUGACGUCAGAGACGACAACGGUGUGCCCGCAGCGCCAUCUACACCAGUCACUAUCGCCAUGUCCAGUGGUCGAACAGAGCCCCUCCAACAGAACAAUGUUACCAAUCCAAACGGCAGCACGACAUACAUUAACUAUAAGGUGUCGUCCCCGACGGCGUCAGUGUUCUUUGAUAUAACCAAAGGUAACCCAAGCACCAACUACACUGUGUUGGGGCAGUAUGGCUCUAAACCGAACGCGACAAAUUAUAUCUUCAGGACAGUGUCAGGCCCAAAUGAUGGAGCUGUUAUAAAUAUUAUUAUCCCUUCCUAUACUAACGCUACUUCUUCGACGGCAAAACGGCGCAGGAGAUCGACAAGCACCACCGUGGAUUUAUUUAUAGCAGUAACUGAAGCCCAAGAAAACGGUACCGUGAAUGCGUCAUCGUCGUUCUCCUAUCAGGCCAUGGCCGUGGACCCCCGGAUGUGGAAUGCUGCCACCAAUAGCUGGGAGUCUGAUCCCGGACUUGAGAUAUCAUCUGAUUCUACCCCGGAGAAGGUGGUGUUCAAGAGCAACUUUUUUGGUUCAUUUGCUGCGGGAUUGUUCGAACCACCGAACACUAUCGACUUCGAGGCUGUAUUUGCCAACUUCGGAGAACGUCUCCUUGACAACGCAUACGUUUUUGGUUUCCUGAUUGCUCUGAUUGUCAUUUAUAUCCUGACCAUUUUCUACUGCCGAUGGAAAGAUAAAAAAGAUAAAGAGUUGUGGGCCUAUGCUCCCCUAACAGAUAAUCGACCCAAAGACUCGUACUAUUACCGCAUCAGUGUGCAGACUGCUGUGCGUUCCGUUUCACGGUGCUCCGCAAACAUAUUUUUCAUUUUACACGGAGAAAACGGAAAGACAAGACCGCGUCAUCUAGCGGACGGGGAAAGAAAGUGUUUUGGAAACGGAUCCACCAACAACUUUACCAUGGCGGUCCCUAAAUAUCUGGGCCGACUGAAAUAUAUGCAAGUUUGGAUAGACGACACGGGCCCAUCUCCCCAUUGGUUACCGAAUAAGGUCAUCAUGUACGAUAUUCAGGAGCGUAAAAGGUUCUACUUUAUGGGAAGCCGUUGGCUGUCGGCGACCAAGUCAGACAAAAGAACAAACAGAUUACUGAAGAGUCAGACAGAGGAUGAGUUUAGGGACUUCAACGCUCUUUUCAGCGAAAACGCCUCCAAGAAUUUCUUUGACGAUCACCUCUGGGUAUCCAUAUUCAGCCGCCCUACUACUAGCAGGUUCACUCGUGUGCAGCGUCUGUCGGUGAGCGUGGCCCUAUUGUUCUUGGGUAUGAUAACCAAUGCCAUGUUCUACAGGGGAGACGACGAAGGAUCGUCUUCAAGUGGCCUGCAAAUCGGGCCUAUUACCAUCACAUUCAGACAGAUAUGGGUUGGACUUGUCGGCGCCUUGAUUGUCCUGCCACCAGCUGUGAUAAUGAUCGAGAUAUUCCGUCGGUCUCGGGAAAGAAAGCGCUCUAAGAUUCCAGCAUGGACCGUCGUAGCUGAGGCAAACAUCAACUCUUCUGGUCCUCGUAUUGGACUUGAGGGGAGCAAGUGUGAUCUCUCGGGCGAUUUGAAGAAACACAGUUGUGAAAAUGUCAACGAGGUCGAUGGAUUAUCAGGGAAGGGCUCUGAUGAGGGAAUUGGUAGUUUAGGUGGUUUGGGGUCACAAAAAGAUUUACAGCCAGUGGCCACUGUGUCUGACAUCCACAUUCCAUACACAUCUCCGGCCUUGCCGCCUCAAUAUCAGGAUAUCUAUUACGACAAGACGGAAGGCAGUGAUGACACGGACCUGUUAAUGGCAUUCGCACUCCAGCCUUCAUCAAACGAAGAUUUUAUGAAUACAUUGGAUCAUCUCGAUGAAUCGAAGAAAAAGAAGAAACCAAAAGGGCCACUGACUUUGCCCUGGGGAUUCGUGAUUAUCGGGUACAUUAUUGUGUUUUUGUCUAUUGCGGCCUCGGCUUUCUUUACACUCCUGUACAGCCUUCAGUGGGGGAAGGAGAAGUCGCUUGGCUGGUUGCUGUCCAUGUUCUUUACCAUAGUGCAGUCUUUGAUACUGGUACAGCCAGUAAAGGUUGUGCUGAUGGCCGUGGUGUUUUCCUGCUUUAUGAAGUUACCAGCUGUAGAGGAUGAAGAUGACGUAAACAUGGAUGACGUCACAGUGUUGAGGUCAACGCCUCUCCCUGUUCCCGUGACGAUCAUUGUCCCACGUAAUCUGGAGUCUCCAGAUGACGCCCCAGACGACGUGGAAAUAAGACAGAAGAAAAUAAAGCUAGAAGAGAAGAUGAUGUCCAACUUCAAAAGCAUCUUUGUUCACCUCGUCCAUCUUUGUUUACUGCUGAUCAUAGCGUUCAGCAAUAGGGACGACAACUUCUUCUUACAGAACGAAGCACUAGUUGUGCUGAUGGCCGUGGUGUUUUCCUGCUUUAUGAAGUUACCAGCUGUAGAGGAUGAAGAUGACGUAAACAUGGAUGACGUCACAGUGUUGAGGUCAACGCCUCUCCCUGUUCCCGUGACGAUCAUUGUCCCACGUAAUCUGGAGUCUCCAGAUGACGCCCCAGACGACGUGGAAAUAAGACAGAAGAAAAUAAAGCUAGAAGAGAAGAUGAUGUCCAACUUCAAAAGCAUCUUUGUUCACCUCGUCCAUCUUUGUUUACUGCUGAUCAUCGCGUUCAGCAAUAGGGACGACAACUUCUUCUUACAGAACGAAGCACUAGUAAAAGGAUUGUCCUUGGAGGACACAUCGUUUGGUAAACUCGAUGACCUUUGGCCGUGGUUGACGGACACCAUUGUCCCCGAGGUUUUCCCGACGACUGAGUACAACAGUGACGCCCUGUCCACGUACGACCUUCAGUUCAUCAGCAUUCUAUGUGGACUACGUCUGGGACCUUUGCGCGUGCGCCAAGUUAGAGCAAAUAAACGGACAUGUAAUGUGGUGCCCCCUAUGGAUAACCUUACAACCGCCUGCAGUGCACCCUGGUAUUCAGAACAGUCACCAACUAGUAACUUCACAGAAGCCUGGGCAGAAGUGAACACCACAAUUGGUGACGUAGUUCCGGUCGGGUUUGACUACAAGGUACAGAACACCCCCAACGACUACUAUCAGACGGGCAUGUUUGGGAGUUACCAACCGAGUGGAUAUUUGGUUGAUGUCAACUCAGAUUCGGAGGCAAUAACAGUGUUCAACCAACUGAAGCAGAACAAUUGGCUAGAUAAAUACACGCGUGCUGUCUUCGUGGAGUUUACCAUCAACAAUGCGUUUGUUAAUGUGUUCACCAUGGUGCGGUUGAUAGUCGAGUUUCCCGUCACUGGGGGAAUAUUCUUCACACACAAGGAGACCAGUUUUAGACCAUAUCCGUACGUUGAGGCUUUUGAUUUCAUUUUGCUGGUCAUUCAAGUGAUAUGGGCAAUAUUCGUCAUCUAUUUCUUCAUUGCAGCCAUGAUACGGGCGGUGAAAACGAAAGGAAAGUGUUUCAAAGACAUGUGGUUCUUGCUGGAAUUUUUCGACUGCCUUUUUGCGUUCGCCAGCAUGGCAUUUUUUAUACUGCGGACAUUCCGAUUGAUUCAGGUUGUGGAGGAAGUGAAAAAUAAUAUAGGAAAAUUUGUUCCAUUUGACCGCGUCACUUUCUGGGACGAGGCUUAUACGGCCUGCAUUGCAACGGAUACUUUCCUUGUCUUGAUGCAACUUUUCAAGCCCAUGGCCUUUGUCGAACAGCUAGCUGUCCUGAAAUAUGCCCUGGUCAAGAGUUUUACGCGCGUCCUCCUCUAUAUGGUCAUCUUCAUCCUCCUCUUAUAUAGUUUUGCAGUAUCGCUGAACUUUAUGAGCGGGGACUACAUGUGGGUUUUCAGGGACGUCCCGCACGCUAUCUAUAACUUAUUCGGCGUCAUGAUUGGACUUGUAAAGUACGAUGACGUUAAGGAAGACGAUUCUUUCAUCAUUGUGCUGGUGUUUUUGGCAUUUACGUCGAGCAUGAAUUUCAUUUUACUGAAUUUGUUCAUAUCAAUCAUCAACGAUACUGUCACCGAGGCGAAAGAAGAUGACAAUUCAGACAUGUUUGACAGGGAAUUGAACGAGCAUCUCAACGAGAAACUGCGAGACAUGUUUGGAAAGAAAGAGGAGCAAGAGAAAAAGGCCGUCACUUUUGAAAGUACCUUAAGCAUUAAGAGCAAGGUUCAUCCAGCGCCCCCAGCUAUUGUUAUCUCAGACUAUGAACAGAAUGACGCUCCAAAAUCAGAAGCCCCACCAGAGGCCACCGUGCAGCAAGAUGGUACAAACUCUGGUGCCUUGAACUCAUUACAGCCUGAGAAACCGGUUAAAGCGGGAAAUAAAAAAGCCGUUGACGUCAAAAGCACUCUUGGGAAAUCAUUCCUUGUUGCAAAAUACCACGGUAACAACGGAAAGCGAGGAAAAUACGACAAGUCGGUCACUGCCGCUUUGGACCUGGCUUAUCUGAUGGAGAAGAGCUUCAACUGUUGCGUCCAAACGCUGGAAGCCGAACUGCAAGACACAAGAAACGAGAUAGAAAUCCGAAAGCGGGAAAACACGAAGUUGCGCGACCAGCUCGCCAAGGCACAAAACGUCAUAGCCCAGACCAGACAAACGAUUGCUGGCAUUAAAACCAACAUGCGGAAGAUGAUCCAGGGGGAGCUGCGAAGACUCAGCGUCGAGGGCGUUCAAAGUGACCAAAUAAAAGGCGAACUGAUCACUCGGGUUGAGAAGAAAUAUGAGGCGCUAACAAAAUACCGAAACCGUCCAGAAGCAUGGACACUUAUCAGUUUGCGGAAUAGACAGAACGAAUUCCUAGCGUUUGCUAAGGCAAUACCUGGAUUAUUUGACGAAAAUGACGUCACGGUAGAGGAAGAAGACCCCGCCAUUAUCAUUGGAAGAGCAGGCUGUAGUGACGUGAAAGGGGUCAUAGGUCAGGUGAUCGCCUUAAAAAGAGCAGAGGAUUUUGACUACGAGGAGAAGUUGUUUCUCGGAAUACCGAUAUUAGGAAAAACAAAGUUGACUUCUUCCGGUGUGUCACUGCGAGCGUCCUAUGACGAAUCCGGGGAAUUCUGGGAAACGACUCCGCACAAGAUUUCUAAAGUCAAAAUUGAUGACAAGCCGUUCCAGUGCAUAUAUGGAGUCUUUAAUGGCAUCCCUAACCGUUUUGCUGCGGUACAUUUAUACGACAGGCAAAGCUUUAAGAUUUCACCAGCAGGGGGAGUUGUUACCCCAACAGAUGAAAAGGACUUCAUAAUGACAUUUGAGCAGAAGACGUUUUCUGAGACGAGCGAUGUGUCACUUCAGGCUGUGCCUCUCUCUGAACAUCUAACCUAUCCCAGUGAUAAAAAGGGACUGUACAUAUUAUUUGAAAGAAAAACAUUUUUAGAGACUGCAAACGUAUCCAUACAGGUAAUAUGA